Molecule: messenger RNA, 2112 nt
Organism: Amphiprion ocellaris (clown anemonefish)
Lineage: Eukaryota; Metazoa; Chordata; Actinopteri; Pomacentridae
Product: aldehyde dehydrogenase, dimeric NADP-preferring-like
Exons: 10
Coding region: 211-1740 (509 amino acids)
Biological process (GO): aldehyde metabolic process
Cellular component (GO): cytoplasm
Molecular function (GO): aldehyde dehydrogenase (NAD+) activity
Source: RefSeq, a predicted model, not a curated record
GAAGCUGCGGUCACAGUGCGCAGCUCCUCCGGUAAACUGAUCCCAGAGCAGCGGACUGACGCUCCGAGCACAAUGAGCGUCGGUCAGUCGGUGAUCGUGGACAUCUGAACCUGAGAGCAGAGCACAGACGGACUGUCCACAUCAUAUCUGGUAGACAAUACGUUGGAUGUUUGUUUGAGCUGAGCUCCUCUGGACUGCAUAGGUGUCUAUAUGGAGAGGCAGGUGGUGCAGAGGGCCAAGGAGGCCUUCCUGAGUGGCAGGACUCGGCCUGUGGAGUUCAGACUGCAACAGCUUCAUGCCCUGCAGAGGAUGAUCACUGAGAAAGAGACAGAGAUCUGCACUGCUCUCAAACAGGACAUCAACAGGAGCCAGUAUGACACACCCCUGUUGGAACUGAUCGGCAUUGAGAAUGAGAUCAAGCUGGCCAUAGAUAAGCUGGCAGAGUGGGCAGCUCCUCGGUCGGUAGAGAGGAACCUUCUCACACUCAGAGAUGAGGUUUACAUCCAGCCAGAGCCCCUGGGAGUGGUGCUCAUCAUUGGGGCCUGGAAUUACCCCUGGGCUGUCACCCUCCAGCCGCUGGUUGGAGCUAUUGCUGCAGGAAAUGCAGCUGUGGUGAAGCCAUCAGAGCUCAGCGAGUACUCGUCCCUCCUCCUCCGGGCGCUGCUGCCUCGCUAUCUAGACAAGGAUCUGUACCCAGUGGUCACAGGGGGAGUGUCAGAGACCCAGGAGCUGCUGAGGCUCAGGUUUGACCAUGUCUUUUACACAGGCAGCAGCUCAGUAGGUAAAGUGGUGAUGGAGGCUGCAGCUCGCCACCUCACCCCAGUGACGCUGGAGCUGGGAGGGAAGAGCCCCUGCUACAUCGACAAGGACUGUGACGUCCGAAUCGCCUGCCGUCGUAUCACAUGGGGAAAGUUUGUCAACUGCGGCCAGACGUGCAUCGCUCCAGACUACAUCCUGUGUGAGCCCUGCAUCCAGGGCCGGGUGGUGGAGUGCAUCCGACAGACUCUACUGGAAUUUUAUGGUGCCGAUCCCAAAUGCUCACCUGACUAUGGCCGAAUCAUCAACCAGCGUCACUUCAACAGGAUCAUGGGUCUGAUGGAGGGUUACACUCCUGUGGUGGGAGGACAGAGUGACUCCUCACAGCGCUACAUUGCUCCGACCGUGCUGAAGGAUGUUCCCCCCCAGUCCAGGCUGAUGCAGGAGGAGAUCUUCGGCCCUCUGCUGCCCAUAGUUACUGUCAGUGACAUGGAUGACGCCAUCAACUUCAUCAAUGAGAGAGAGAAACCGCUGGCUCUCUACAUCUUUUGCACUGACAAGAAGGCAGUCAAAAAGAUGAUUGAGGAGACUACGAGUGGAGGAGUGACAGUAAAUGACGUCAUGAUGCACUACACAGUCAGCUCUCUGCCGUUUGGUGGUGUUGGACAGAGUGGUAUGGGCCGCUAUCACGGCAAACACACCUUCGACCAGCUGAGCCACCAGAGGGCCUGCCUGGUCCGUAAGCUGGCCAUGGAGAGUGUGAACCUGGCCCGCUACCCUCCUCAGGACCGCCGGCGGGCGCGCAGGGUCCGCAUGGCCCUUAAGUCACCUCUGAUUGACAUGUCCAAGAGGACGCUGAUCUGGGCCAUCACUGCCACCGUCAUCGGCUUUGGCCUGUUCGUCACCCUGAUGGUCAUCCUGCUCAUAGCUGCAGGCCUCAACUGCACCUGCUGGUACUGGAGAGGCUUCUAUAACUACUUCUAGAGACUCUACGGUUCCCUUUGUAAGAUCCACAUAACAGAAGAGCCUGCUACAAUUAGUUCUGGGCUCAAAAUACACACCGAAUCUUGUUUUAUAAUAAGAUGUUUUGAAGAUAAAGGAUAUAACCUUUUGAUGUAACUUCUAUUUUCUGUGUGUCUGUUUUGAAUCAAAUGUCUUUAUUCAGCAGUGAAGCAAACAAGGUUUGACACUGUACAAACAGUUCUGUCCUUCUUUUUUUUGUAUUAUUAGGGAUUAACAUUUACUUUUUGAGGAUAUAUUAUAUAAAUGCAAAUACCACAGCUGACUUACAGUAUUGUGCAGACAAAUGAUGUAUUUUGCUUUUGUUCCAAAAUUAAAAGGUUUGUUCAUAUGUUA